AGCAGUCGUGUGUACGCACGUGUUAGCUAGCUUAAACAUGCAUCUGCUUUUUCUUACGAUUUUCGGAAGGCUUCAAUGAGAUACAUGCUUAAUCAUAAAUUUGGUUUUCAGCAUUAAUAAGCGGAAAAUAUGCCUAGUCUACGUGAAGUACAAACACCUAAUUUUGGUGUACCUAAAGAUAAACAAUACGAGGUUUUAUUAAAUGCAAGUAUUGCCCAUGUUGACUCAUUUAAUUAUGUGUUAAGAGAAGGACUCACUCAUAUGAUACAGAGUAUCCCACCACUGGAAAUGGGUCUUCCAAAUGGUGAUCGUGUUCAAGUUCAACUAAGAAAUUGCUAUAUUGAAAUGCCCAGAGUGAAACGAGAUGCUGUUGCUAAAACUUUUAAAGUUUAUCCAGCUGAGUGUCGAAGUCGUCAUGUAACUUACAAGGGCUUCUUUCAUUUGACUACCUCUUGGUCUUUAAAUGGAGUUAUUCAAGAUGUGGUUGAAAAGACAAUUGGUGAAGUACCUAUCAUGGUAAAGUCUCAAGCUUGUAAUUUGGAUAAAUUAACUCCAAAACAACUUGUUCAAGUUGGUGAAGAAGAAAAUGAAUUUGGUGGUUAUUUUAUAAUUAAUGGUUUGGAAAAAGUCAUUAGAUUAUUAAUUGCACAAAGAAGAAAUUAUCCUAUAGCCAUGCAAAGAAAUUCAUGGAAAAAAAGAGGUGAUUUGUUUACAGAAUAUGGAGUAGCUGUCAGAUCUGUUAGAAAAGAUCAAUCGGGUGUGAAUCUUGUUAUGCAUUAUCUUUCUGAUGGAACCGUAAAACUUAUGUUUACUUACAAGCGAGAGAUGUAUAUUGUUCCAGUGAUGGUAAUACUUAAGGCCCUUAUAAAUGAAGUAGAUUAUUAUAUUUACAAACAGCUUAUUAAAGGAAAGGAAGAAGAUACAUUUUUUCAAGGCUGUAUAAAAACCAUGUUGAGAAAAAUGGCAUCAGAAGGUAUUUAUUUUCAAGAGCAAGCCCUUAAUUAUCUUGGUGAAAAGUUUACUGUCAAACUUAAUUUACCAUCUUGGUAUUCUCCUAUUGAGAUUGCAAAGUUUUUACUUGAACAAUGUAUUUGUGUUCACUUAGAAACUGGUGAAGAAAAAUUUAACUUCCUUGUGGUUAUGAUUCAAAAACUGUUUGCUGUUGUAAAAAAUGAAUGUGCUCUUGAAUCUGCAGAUAACCUCAUGAAUCAAGAAAUAUUAACGCCUGGAAGUCUUUAUCUCAUUAUACUCAAAGAAAGACUAUACUCUUGGCUUACAUCUGUUCGAGUAAAUAUUGAAAAGAAAUUAAAAUCUGCUAAAAAUUCUGUUCUCACCCUAGCUUUAAUGAGAGAUUGCUUUGCUCGUUCAAUGGACAUAACUCGAUCUGUUGAAAAUGUCUUGGCUACAGGAAAUUUUAUCCCACGUUAUGAAAGUAGUUUACAGCAAAAUACUGGAUUGGUAAUUGUAGCAGAUAAGUUGAAUUUCUGGCGUUAUCUUUCCCAUUUUCGUGCUGUUCACAGAGGGGCAUUUUUUGCUCAAAUGCGUACAACAACAGUUAGAAAGCUUUUGCCUGAAGCUUGGGGGUUCUUAUGUCCUGUUCAUACUCCUGAUGGAACGCCAUGUGGUCUGCUAAAUCAUAUGGCUCUCACAUGUCAGGUUGUUAGUUCUGAGCCAUCUAAAGAUCAUUUGUACAACUUAUUUUGCAAAUAUGGAAUGGUUCCUUCAGAUGAUCCUAUAUCUAUUCAUUCUGACUUUUAUAUAGUUAUGUUUGAUGGUAGGUUAGUUGGUCGAAUUUUAGAAAAAAUGGCUCACAAUUUUGUAUUAAAAUUGAGGUCACUGAAGUCUCGCGGUGAAGAAAAGGUACCGAAUCAUAUGGAAAUAUGUUUCAUACCCAGAACAAAGCAUGCUUCUCAAUUCCCUGGGAUAUUUAUUUUUACAACACUUGCACGAAUGAUGAGACCUGUGAAGAAUCUUAUCACAAAUUCCACUGAACUCAUAGGUACUAUGGAACAAGUUUAUCUUCAUGUUGCUUUAAAUCCUGAAGAUGUUUAUCCGGGUUUAACAUUUCAUCAAGAAAUUGCUCCUACAAAUGUGCUUAGCAUUCUAGCAAAUCAAAUACCUUAUUCAGACUUCAAUCAAAGCCCCAGAAAUAUGUAUGAAUGUCAGAUGGGUAAACAAACAAUGGGUACAUCAUGCCAUGCUCUCAGAUACAGAUCUGAUAAUAAACUAUAUCAUCUACGAACACCUCAGUCACCAGUUGUUCGGCCUGAAAUGCAUGACUAUUUUCAUAUGGAUGAUUUCCCUCUUGGUACAAAUGCUAUUGUAGCAGUUAUAUCAUAUUCAGGUUAUGAUAUGGAAGAUGCUAUUGUAUUAAAUAAAUCUUCUGUUGAAAGAGGUUUCAAGCAUGCAAGUAUAUACAAAACAGAAAUUAUAAAUUUGCGUGCGAUUGCUGGUGAUCGAGGAACUCAAAAAACUUUUGCAUUUGCUCGAGAAAAAGAUGGAAAACAUGCCAAUUUUAUUGAUGUUGAUGGCCUUCCUUAUAUAGGUACAAGAUUAAAUUAUGGUGAUCCGAUUUGUUGUUAUAUAGAUCAAACUACAGGUACUGCAUCUUAUGUGAAAUAUAAGUCGGUUGAAGUAGCUUAUGUUGAGGAUGUAAAGCUUUUAAGCAAUGACAGUGGUACCGACACAAAUCAACAAGUUGCAAUCAAAUAUAGAAUACCUAGAAAUCCCAUAAUAGGUGAUAAAUUUGCAAGUAGGCAUGGACAGAAAGGUAUAUGCAGUAUAAUGUUACCACAAGAAGACUUGCCAUUUACUGAUAGUGGAAUGACACCAGAUAUAAUUUUCAACCCUCAUGGUUUUCCAUCUCGUAUGACAAUUGGAAUGAUGAUUGAAAGCAUGGCUGGUAAAUCUGCUGCAAUGAAUGGUACUCUUCAUGAUGCCACUCCUUUCAAGUUUUCAGAAAAUAAUACAGCUAUUGAAUAUUUUGGUGAAUGCUUGAAAAAAGCUGGAUAUGAUUAUUAUGGUACAGAACGAAUGUACAGUGGUGUCAGCGGUGAGGAGCUGGAAGCAGAUAUCUUUUUUGGAGUUGUUUAUUAUCAGAGACUGAGACAUAUGGUUUCUGAUAAAUAUCAAGUAAGAACCACUGGACCUGUUGAUCCUCUCACUAGACAACCUGUGAAAGGCCGUAAACGAGAUGGGGGUGUCAGAUUUGGAGAAAUGGAAAGGGAUGCUUUGAUUGCACAUGGAACUGCAGGAUUACUUCUCGAUAGACUUUUCAUGUGUUCAGAUGCUUCUCAGCAAUAUGUAUGUGUCAAAUGCCAAGAUCUUCUUUCACCUAUUUUGAAGAAGCAAGAGCAACCAUUUAUAAGUUACAAAGAGUGGAUAUGUAAGCUUUGUGGUUCCAGUGAAGAUGUUGCACUAAUAGAUAUUCCAUAUGUGCUUCGAUAUUUAUGUGUUGAAUUGGCCGCCAUGAACAUUAAAGUUAAUUUGGAAAUUGGCGAUUUUAUGUGAUAUAAAUGUUUAGUCAGUUUCAUCAGAGAUAAAGCAUUUGUUGUGGUUUAAUGUCCUUGUUGAGAAUUUCAUUCAUGUAUAUCUUUUUGAAGUUAUUCCUAGCAUCA
Molecule: messenger RNA, 3617 nt
Organism: Argiope bruennichi
Lineage: Eukaryota; Metazoa; Arthropoda; Arachnida; Araneae; Araneidae
Gene: RpI135
Product: DNA-directed RNA polymerase I subunit RPA2-like
Exons: 26
Coding region: 130-3510 (1126 amino acids)
Biological process (GO): DNA-templated transcription
Cellular component (GO): RNA polymerase I complex; nucleus
Molecular function (GO): DNA-directed RNA polymerase activity; ribonucleoside binding; DNA binding
Source: RefSeq, a predicted model, not a curated record